This is a messenger RNA of Tarenaya hassleriana, 1143 nucleotides long. Its product is annotated as protein STAY-GREEN 1, chloroplastic. NCBI's taxonomy places the organism in Eukaryota, Viridiplantae, Streptophyta, Magnoliopsida, Brassicales, Cleomaceae. The record is from RefSeq and is a predicted model, not a curated record. Bases 545 to 1003 code for a protein of 152 amino acids. The transcript has 4 exons.
CCGUAAAUAAGCGCAAAGAUUGAAAGGGAAAGCAGGCUUGAUUUGGGUUCAAAGUUUCAAGCUUUGAUUGGCUUCCAGUGUUGAACACGCAAGAAUUUGAUCGAUCUCGCCGAAGGGUUUCUGUAUUUAGGGCUUUUUUUGGUCGCCCGCAUCUGCAAAAUCGCAUCUUUGAGAGAGAGAUUACUAGGGAGGGAUGUGUAGUUUGGCGGCGAAUCUCUUGCUCGCUGUAAAGCUGAAACCGAGCAGCUCGCUCUUCAUCACCAGUAGAAGAUCCAAGAGGAAGAACAAAUCCAUCGUUCCUGUUGCAAGAUUGUUCGGACCGGCCAUUUUCGAAGCUUCCAAGCUAAAAGUGCUGUUCUUAGGGGUCGACGAGAAGAAGCAUCCGUCAACUCUGCCAAGAACUUACACACUCACUCACAGCGAUAUCUCCGCUAAACUAACUCUAGCCAUUUCUCAUUCCAUUAACAACUCUCAGUUGCAGGGAUGGGCAAACAGGUUAUACAGGGAUGAAGUGGUGGCCGAAUGGAAGUAAGUGAAAGGGAAAAUGUCACUUCACGUUCACUGUCACAUUAGUGGAGGCCAUCUCCUUCUUGACCUCUGCGCAAAGCUCCGAUACUUCAUAUUCUGCAAAGAAUUGCCAGUGGUGCUGAAGGCGUUUGUGCAUGGAGAUGGUAACUUGCUGAACAAGUAUCCCGAGUUACAAGAAGCCCUAGUCUGGGUCUACUUUCAUUCCAACAUCCCGGAGUACAACAAGGUCGAGUGCUGGGGCCCGCUUUGGUGGGCUGCAUCGUCCGAAAGCGGCGGCAAGGCUGGUGAACUCCUUCCGGGCGAGCCGCCGGAGCCGCCGUGCGGGGAUGGCUGCGACUGUUGUUUCCCAUCGGUCAGAUCUGACUGCAGCCGUGACGAUGGGGGAGGAGGAGGAGGAGGAGGAGAUAAAGAGGGCAGUUGCGAUUCCUGUGACCGGAGCUGUUACUGCACGGUUCAGCCGGAGCACUGCUGGUGAUGAUGUUGAUGGCUAUGGCUGUUUUAUUUUUUCUUUUUUGGUGGUUAGAAAACAAAAAGGAAAUUUCCUUCUUGUUAUGUUGGUGAUGGUAUGGUUUAAAUUCUAUGUUUUAUUACCCAUUAGACAAGUAUUAACUGUGA